This is a messenger RNA of Indicator indicator, 1662 nucleotides long. It is a transcript of the gene SLC38A9, whose product is annotated as solute carrier family 38 member 9. The coding region runs from base 16 to 1515 and encodes 499 amino acids. Gene Ontology annotation, biological process: amino acid transmembrane transport. Lineage: Eukaryota; Metazoa; Chordata; Aves; Piciformes; Indicatoridae. Gene Ontology annotation, molecular function: amino acid transmembrane transporter activity. The transcript has 13 exons. The record is from RefSeq and is a predicted model, not a curated record.
GAUGAAGCGUCAGCAAUGAAUAAGCGGAUUCAUUACUAUAGCAGGCUCACCUCUCCUGCAGACAAGGCAUUGGUUGCUCCUGAUCAUGUACUUCCAGCUCCUGAUGAAAUCUAUGUGUACAGUCCAUUAGGAACUGCUUUUAAAGUUGACAGUUGCACAGAUGGCUAUGGUAAAAACUCCAGUGUAGUGACAAUAUUUAUAAUAUGGAAUACAAUGAUGGGUACAUCUAUAUUAAGUAUCCCAUGGGGAAUAAAACAGGCAGGCUUUACUUCAGGAAUUAUUCUCAUCUUGCUGAUGGGCAUUUUGACUCUUUAUUGCUGCUACAGAGUUGUGAAGUCACGGAAGGCAAUACCUUUAAUAGAUACCUCAAACUGGGAAUUCCCAGAUGUUUGCAAGUAUUACUUUGGAUCUUUUGGUCAGUGGUCAAGCCUCUUAUUUUCUAUGGUAUCACUUGUUGGAGCCAUGGUCGUUUAUUGGGUGCUUAUGUCCAACUUUCUCUUCAACACGGGAAAGUUUAUCUACAAUUUUGUUCAUGACAUUAAUGUAACAGAUAUUGUUCCUGGCACCAAUGGAAGUAACAAAGUCAUUUGUCCAAGUGAUGCUGGCAGUCACCCACCACAGAACAGCAGUGUGAUGUUCUCUUCUGGAAACAAUACAGAUUUUGAACUCUUUGAGAAGUGGUGGAACAAAUCACAAACUGUACCAUUUUACCUGAUUGCCGUUCUUCUGCCCCUGCUGAGUCUGAAGUCUCCGUCUUUCUUUGCAAAGUUUAAUGUCCUAGGUACGGUUUCAGUCGUCUACUUAGUUUUUCUGGUUACCGUAAAGGCUGCUCAUCUGGGAAUCCACUUAGAAUACAACUGGUUUACAGAGAAUGAAUUUUUUGUACCAGAGUUUAGAAUUCUGUUCCCUCAGCUCACAGGGAUUCUGACACUUGCCUUCUUCAUCCACAAUUGUGUCAUCACGCUUCUUCAAAAUAACAAGAAUCAAGAAAAUAAUGUGAGAGACCUCUCUAUUGCAUACUUCCUGGUGGGAUUAACAUAUCUGUAUGUUGGAGUGAUAAUUUUUGCAUCUUUUCCUUCUCCACCACUGUCAAAAGAAUGUAUUGAACAGAAUUUUCUAGAUAACUUUCCCAGCGAUGACAUCAUGUCAUUUGUUGCAAGAAUAUUCCUACUGUUCCAGAUGAUGACUGUAUACCCACUGUUGGGCUACCUGGCACGAGUUCAGCUGUUAAGACAGUUUUUUGGAAAUGCUUAUCCAAGCAUUUUCCACGUGCUCAUCCUGAACAUAGCAAUUGUAGGAACUGGCGUAGCAAUGGCAAGAUGUUAUCCAAAUAUAGGAGGCAUCAUAAGAUAUUCUGGAGCAACGUGUGGUCUGGCCUUUGUAUUCCUGUAUCCAUCCCUCAUCCAUGUGAUCUCCCUGCGUCGUGCUGGGCAGCUGACGUGGCCAGCACUGAUCAUUCACAUCUUUAUUAUCCUCCUUGGACUGGCUAAUCUGAUUGCACAAUUCCUAUUGUGAAACGCCCCCCUUCUCCCUGUGGCUGUCAAAAGUGGUACUGUGACAUUUGGCAACACCCUUGAGCAACAUGGUUAUACAUGAGAAUGAGCCAGUCUUCAAUAUGAUCUUGAGAAAAACUGCAUCUUUGAAGCAAAUUAAAAACACAUC